CAUCUGCAGUGUUACAGGCGGACUGACCGCACGACCACUCCUCACGUUGCUGCAGUGACACACCAGGUUCUUCCAUUAGAUUAAUUAACGGUAAAUUAACGGAAAGUCGCCGGUAUGACCACGGAGGAGACGAACGUGGAUCUGAAGGAUGCGGAGGCCAAAGAUGCUGAGCCGAAGGAGGAGGCUCAGGACUGCGCUCCGGUCGCCGCGGAUGCUGAUGCGACGGAGGCCGAUUUGAGUGAAGCGGACCUGGACCAGGAGGAGCAGGAGAAGCUGCCGAUGACCGGGGGAGUAGGAGGAGGUGAGCGGGUGGAGGAGGUUCCGUCUGCCGGGGGAGGGGAGCCGGGGGCAGCGGUGGAGAAGAACGGCUCCGUGAAGCUGAAGAUCCCCGAGGAGGAGCCGGGGGAGGUGAAAUUCACCGGGCUGAACAAGGAGGAGCUGAUGAGGGUGGCCGGCACUCCGGGCUGGGUGAGGACCCGCUGGGCGCUGCUGGUGGUGUUUUGGCUCGGCUGGCUGGGGAUGCUGGGUGGAGCCGUGCUCAUCAUCCUGCAGGCGCCGCGCUGCAGGGACCUGCCCGCCAUCAACUGGUGGAACGAAGGCCCGCUGUACCAGGUGGGAGACAUCCAGGCCUUCAGCGACACCCGCAACCUGAAGGGCGUGGAGCAGAGGAUCGGCAGUCUGUCUAAGCUGAAGGUCCGGGGUCUGGUGGUCGGUCCGAUCCACGUGGCUCCAGCUGACAACGCCAUGAGUCUGAGGUUCGAGGAGGUUUCCUCUGAGGCCGGGAGCCUGGAGCAGUUCAAGAGCCUCGUGGAGGCCGCUCACAAGAAGGGCAUCUCUGUGGUUCUGGAUCUAACUCCUAACUAUCAGGGAACAUCCGGACCGUGGUUCUCCAACACCAGUGUGACGAGUGUGGCCGAGAGACUCAAGUCUGCUCUGGUGUUCUGGAUGAAGGAAGGUGUAGAUGGGGUGCAGCUGUCGGGGGUGGAGCGAGUGGCCUCUGUGGUGCCGACUCUGUGGGCCGACAUCCGAGCCAUCAUCCAGAACCGGACGGACGAGAGUCCCAACAAGAGAGUCCUGAUCGGCGUCACUGAGCGUUCCUCGGCUGAAGACGUCUCCGCCCUCCUGUCAUCCACCGGCGUCAACCUGCUGAUUUCGAGGAUCCUCCGCCCCGCCGCUGCCGCCGCCACGGAACACACUCAGUCCGUCCAGCUCCUCUACUCGUCCCACAGCCAGAGCCAGCUGGCCUGGAGCCUGGGGGGCCCGGCGGGGGGGCACCUAGCCUCUUUGGUGGGACCGGCACUGGUCAGACUUUACCAGCUGCUGGUGUUCACGCUGCCCGGGACCCCCGUCUUCAACUAUGGGGACGAGAUCGGCCUGGUGGACGAGGACACCAAGUUUCCCAGAAUGCUUUGGGACUCUGAGGAGGAGCUGAACGGGACUCUACAGGAGGAGCGUUCUGAACGUCUGUCGCUCCAAAAGUUCUUCCGGGGUCUGAGCGAGCUGCGAGUUAAGGAGCGCUCUCUGAUGUUCGGAGACUUCCUGCUGCUCUCUAACUCCUCCUCCUCGCUGGCGUACCUGCGCGUUUGGGAUCAGAGCGAGCGUUACAUCGCGGCCUUUAACUUCGCCGAGGCGGAGUCGGCGGUGCUGCAGCUGAGCGACGCCGCGCUGCCUCCUUGGGCCACCGUGGUCGUCAGCACCAACAGCAGCGCUCUGCCCGGCGACAGCAGCGUGGACCUGGGGGAGCUGCGGCUCGGCCCCGGGCAGGCCGCGCUCCUCAGGUUUCCCUACACAGGGUAGACGCUAGAUUCAUGUUCUGUUGGUCCAGGAAUCAUGAGGGUUAGAGCUCCAUUCAGACGGGAGGAACAGCCCCGUGCUGCUCUUUAAUCUAUUCACUAAUCAGGAUCACUUUUUGACUUAAUGACACAACAUCUCCCUCCUGAUAUCGAGUGUGAUUUAAAGUUUUAGAUCUUUUUUUAAAAAUGUUUUGAUUUGUUUUAAAUCAUUAAUUAUAUAUGUUCAACAUUUCAAAAUGUUACAUCAUUUUAAUUUAUUCCAAAAUAAAUAAAUACAUAAAAAUAAAUAUUCAGAGACAAAGUGAGAAUAAACGUCCAGAAAUUCUAUUAGAAAUCUGAAUAAUAUUACACUUUUUAUAAAGCCCCUUUCAAAUGUUUUAACAUAAAAAGAACACCUUUAAAAAACACAGACAGGUGCUGCCUAAAGAGGAAUCAGAAAUCCUUAAUUGUUCCCUCCCUGGGAAAUGUUACAUUACAAAGAGAAACUGCAGAUAAAAACCUAAACAUAGUAUAGCUUAAAUAUUCAAUUAUGAAGGAAGCACACAUUAAUGCAAUCAAAUAAAUACACAGACAUGGUAAACAUGUUUUAAAUAGAAAAAAUAAAGUGACUUAAUAUCAAACAAAGGCUGGAAAAUCUAUCACCUCUGAAUGGAGCUCAGAUCCAAUGAUCCGGUAACGUGUUACUUAAAUGUCUCUCUUCUCACGUCAGCUGUUCCUUCACGUUUACUGUUAGUGUUGAAUAUCUGAUCAUGUGAUGGUACACCGGCUCACUGUCUGUGUUCAAUCUGUAGAAACUAAAAUAAAGAUGAAGCAAAUCCAA
This is a messenger RNA of Eleginops maclovinus (Patagonian blennie), 2613 nucleotides long. It is a transcript of the gene slc3a2b, whose product is annotated as solute carrier family 3 member 2b. The record is from RefSeq and is a predicted model, not a curated record. Gene Ontology annotation, biological process: phenylalanine transport; carbohydrate metabolic process; L-leucine import across plasma membrane. Bases 115 to 1797 code for a protein of 560 amino acids. Gene Ontology annotation, molecular function: aromatic amino acid transmembrane transporter activity; L-alanine transmembrane transporter activity; L-leucine transmembrane transporter activity. The transcript has 8 exons. Lineage: Eukaryota; Metazoa; Chordata; Actinopteri; Perciformes; Eleginopidae. Gene Ontology annotation, cellular component: basolateral plasma membrane; apical plasma membrane.